Messenger RNA from Ooceraea biroi (clonal raider ant), 2485 nucleotides. RefSeq names its product insulin-like growth factor-binding protein-related protein 1. The record is from RefSeq and is a predicted model, not a curated record. Gene Ontology annotation, cellular component: extracellular region. Gene Ontology annotation, molecular function: insulin-like growth factor binding. Gene Ontology annotation, biological process: regulation of signal transduction; regulation of cell growth. NCBI's taxonomy places the organism in Eukaryota, Metazoa, Arthropoda, Insecta, Hymenoptera, Formicidae.
UGUCUAUAACUGACCGCUCGACAUCUGCUUCGCUUAGAUCAAAUAAGAAGUUGUUAGAUUGUUAUCUUGUUAAAUGAAAACCAUACAUUUUUCUUAUCUCUCACAAUGAUCGACGCGAAUAUAAUAAAAAUAUGGUUAGAAGUAAAGUUUUAAGUAUUUAAUAUCUGUAAAAUCUACAUAAUUAAUACAAAAAAGUUAUUACAUAUCAACAUUGAAUGUUUCAAAAACCAGAUAUUGAUUAAAAACCAAAUUGGAAUAGACAAGCUUUUUUUUUAUAUAGAUCCUUUAAUUUUAGAAGAGAUAAUUUUGUAGAGACGUAUAUUAAAUAUAAAUUUUUAUAUUUCCUAAUUUUGUUUCCCUAAAUUUAUUUAUAUUUAUAUUAUAUCAAAGAAAUUAUAAAUAUAUUCAUUUAAAACUGUAAAGCUUUAGAUAAUACUAAAGUCUUGCAUGUUAAAUUUACAGGAAUAAAUUUCUAUUAUUAGUUCUAUAAUAUUAUAACGUAAAGUUUCUGUAAUCUAUACUUGAGUAAUGUUUAAAUAUUUAUAUUUUGCUGACACGUGAAAAAAUAAUUUGCUUUGUGAAAUUGCGAUCCAAUGCGCUAGAGACUGACGUUUAUUUGCACCCUUGUGUUAUCACCAAAGGACCAAUGUGACACGUGAUGUGGUGCAUCCAGUAGGUGUCAGAGAUGCAUCGAAGGGAACAUCGACUGCAUAUGCGCAGACACAGGAACAGAAAAGCGAAAGUGCAUGCUGCAAUGUGUUUACUAAUCUCGGUGGCAUCGGUUACUCGACUCUCGUACCAAAUCCACUGACAUUAAUAUCCUUCGCAUUACUGAUCCUAAUCGCUGUUACCUGGUCCUCCGGUUUAACUUUUUACCGUCGUUAUCUAUUACACAAGAGAAUCUGCUGGAAAUACUUAGGCUUGUAAUUGUACAAGAAAAUAAAAAACCUGAAAAAGAUAUACUCUUUUCAUCAAUCUAAAUAAACAUCUACAGAUAAACCAAAACUGUAUAAAAUUCUGAAAUAGUUUUCUCUGUAUUGCAAUACAUAAAUAACUAAUUUAACAAAUGUAUUUUGCAGCAUGAUAAUUUUACUUAAUAGAUACAUAUUAUUUCGUUAUUAUAUAAAAUCGGGAAUUUUUAUAUAAAUUUUUAUAUCGGCAAUAAUUAUGCAAAAUACACAAGCGACGUUAAAUGUCCCAAGAGUGUGCCGCAGUUAUCUUCCGGGUUUUUUUUUAAUACGCGCGGAAUGCAUACGCUUCAAUACCUCCCCCUUCACAUCGGGAGUGACAUCGCGAAUGAUGCUCGCGCUUUCUGUCAGUCGGCGAAAUGACGCGCCGGAGAGCGUUUCUGUUUGCGUUUUUAUUGGCGUUGCUGUUCUGCGCGACGAUCCAACGAGGUGCUUCCGCCGUCGCCGAAACUACCGAAAACAAAAGUUUCACCGAAAAAGCACAAGCGGCAGGUUGCAUCGAAUGCGGAUAUUACAGAUGUCCAGAGGAUCCAGGAAAAUGUUUAUUGGGCUCGAUGCCUGAUCCUUGCGGGUGCUGUCCGGACGGUUUAUGCGCCCGCCUUCUUGGAGAACCAUGUUGGAACGCCAGCAUCCCUCUUUUACCUGCAAAGUACCUCAACGAUGGAUACUGUGCAAGAAAUUAUUUGUGCGAGUUACGUUCCGAUCUACUGGAAGAGGAUGCCCCGGAGGCUACCUGCGUCUGCAUGGAACAAAGCCCUGCGUGCGGUAGUAAUAACGAAACUUACGCGACGCCGUGCGCGUUGCACGAAGAGGCGAUGAAACUCAGGAACUCGUCUUCCUUGAGGCUGCAACACCUUGGUCCUUGCGAGAGUAGACCUUGGAUCCUUUCGGAUCUGGAAAACGUUGCCUCACCGUACGGUCAACGGGUCGCGCUGAAUUGCGAGGCACAGGGCUUCCCCGUGCCAGAUAUCUUUUGGGAAUUUCACUCAGCUGACGGGAGGAGGGUGCUAAAAUUGCCAGGCGAGGAACACGAGGCGACGGUACAUACGAGCGAGGGUCCAGAGCCCCUUAUGCGGACCUCUUGGAUGCAAUUGGCUCGGCUAAGCAAAGAGCACAUUGGAAUGUAUCAUUGCAUUGCUAACAAUUCCAUGGGCGAAGCGAGUACGGCUGCAUUUGUGUCCAUGUCGUGAGAUUACGUCUCAUAAAACAGUUUUCCGUGUAAUCGCAUCGUAUAUGAUAUAAUGUAAUGCAAGGAAAAAAAAGAUAAAUUAAUCAUACGUUCAGAGAGUUUACUUCCUUAACAAAUGUUAUGACGUAUGAAGAGUUCUAAACGAUAGCUUUAAAAUCGAUUAUAUUUCAUACAUUCGAAAUGUACGAACGGCAGUUGACUUGUAAUGCAGAAAUUCGUUUAUCAUAAAUAAUAACAAAUAGAAUUGUUUUGUACGAUCUAUAGUUCAAGCUUCCUCAAUAUUCUUGCCAUAUUAAAUUUUAAUGUUAUAAUAAUAUCUCUCUAAGUC